AACUGGGAAACAUUGCUUUGUCCAGUUCCAUGUAAAACCCACACUUCUUAUCAUUGGCGUACUCGUACAUUGGACAUCCUAAAUACCUGCUCGGUGGGUUGACUCCAUCAACAGCAAGUCGUCUACUGGCUCUCCAACCAUGGUAACAGACCACAACACCAUCAUAUUCAAACUCAUCCACCAUCACCCGGCCCGCAGGUUUAGUAGUCUCUCCAGACAUGGACUUUGCUUUGGAAGAGAAGAAGAAACUGAGGAAAUGAGAUGUUGUCUAAGUAUGAGAAGUUGUCUUAAAUAGACAAAGGAAAUAAAAAGGCUGACAUGAGAAAAGUAACAAAAAAAUUUCACAUGAGAAUAGUGAAAGAA
Linum tenue is the source of this 363-nucleotide messenger RNA. The record is from the annotation of a GenBank genome assembly. Lineage: Eukaryota; Viridiplantae; Streptophyta; Magnoliopsida; Malpighiales; Linaceae.